This is a messenger RNA of Dermatophagoides farinae (American house dust mite), 8804 nucleotides long. It is a transcript of the gene sev, whose product is annotated as receptor protein-tyrosine kinase sevenless. Gene Ontology annotation, biological process: regulation of TOR signaling; cell surface receptor protein tyrosine kinase signaling pathway; multicellular organism development. The record is from RefSeq and is a predicted model, not a curated record. Gene Ontology annotation, molecular function: protein binding; transmembrane receptor protein tyrosine kinase activity; ATP binding. Gene Ontology annotation, cellular component: plasma membrane; signaling receptor complex. Lineage: Eukaryota; Metazoa; Arthropoda; Arachnida; Sarcoptiformes; Pyroglyphidae.
AUGCAUAGAUAUUUCACAUCAUCAUCAUCAUCAUCAUCAUCAUCACUAGUCUUAAUUAUUCUGAUAAUUCUGUUGAUCAAUAUUGAUCAACAUUUGUCAUUAUCAGCAACAACAACAACAACAACAACAAAUAUCGAUCAUGAUGUGAUUAGUCGAUGUCAACAGGAUUGUCCACAUCGUAUGAACGUACAAGAUGAAUUGGAUAUUGCCUGUAAUUCUUCAUGUAAAAUACGAUUGUGCAAAAAUGGUUGUCACUAUUGGCAUCUAUCACCAUCGGCUUGUUUUCAAGUUUGCCGCGGUGGCGGCGGUGGCGGCGGUGGCGGCAGCAGUGGUGGUGGCGUUGAUUAUUAUAAUGAAAAUAAAAAUAGAUGGCAAGUAUCACAACAACUGCAACAACAACAACGACAACAAUCAUCGAUUAUGAUUGAAAAUGGGUUUGGCGAUCAAGACAAUUAUUGUGCACUUGGUUGUAAUCAUGCACAUACAGUUUAUAUUGAUCAUAUUAAACUUUUACUUGAAACAAAUGGUUCAUUACGUCCACCACGUUUAGUAAUGAAUUCAUUAACAAAUGAUUCAUUACGUAUAGAAUGGAAUUCAUUACAGGAAUCAAUACGUUCACAAGUGAAUAUUAGUUAUCGUGUACAAUGGAAAUAUCAGAAUCUACCAUCACAAUGGAUGUAUAUUGGUGUUGCCGGUAUUCGUUCAUUUAUAGACAAUACCGGUAGUAAUAAUAAUCAUAAUGGUGAUCGAACAAAUAUUUUACAUAUAAAUGGAUUGAAUGCCUAUACAAGCUAUCUAUUUCGUAUUGAAUGGAUAAUAGCAUCAUCAUUACAUGGAUCAAUUGUAUCGGAAUCAAGUGAACCAUUCACUACAUUACCAUAUGGUGUACCUAAAAGUGCCUGUAUUAUAGUUAGCUGUAUGGCAAUAUCAUCGAAUCAGAUAUCGAUUAAUUGGCGUGCACCAGCAUUUCCAAAUGGUCCAAUUAUUGCUUAUAGUUUAUAUCUUUAUAAUGAAAAUAAUGGCCAUCGUACUGUGAAAGAUAUCCAUACACAUUGGGAUCCAUUUAGAACAAGUAAUCUAGCCAUUCAUAGUUAUGUUUUUAAUGAUUUACAAAGUGGUACCAAUUAUACUAUAUCGAUUGUUACACAUAAUAAUUUUGGUGAAGGUAUACGAUGUUGGCGACAAAUUUCAACACCAGAACAUCAAUCAAAUAAAAAUAACAAUGAUGAUGGUGUUGAUGAUGAAUUGGAUAUGAAUGAAAAUAUGCAUUAUAAAUUAUAUCUUGCAUCCACUAAAUCAGUUGCAAGAAGAAAUGUAGAUUUUUUACUUGAUGAAGAAAUUCUUUAUCAUUUAACUGAUUAUGUUGAAAAUGGUGACAUUACCGGUAUGGCUGUUCAUGUUAAUCGUCGAUAUUUAUUUGUUGCCGAUUCAUCUGGUACCAUACGACGAAUAUGGCUAAAAGAGAAUUCUAUUAAUCAAGUUUUACGCAUUAUCAAUGGAAGUAAUCAGCCUAGUCAUCUAUCCAUUGAUUGGCUGAAUGAUCGUUUGUAUUGGCUUGAAGAACCUGCAAAUCGUGUAAUGAGAUCUAAUCUAGAUGGUGAAAAUGUUGAAUCAAUUUACAUAAGUUCAUUUCAACCUAAUCAAAAACCAAUCGAUUUCAAAGUUGAUCCUUAUAAUGGAUAUUUAUUCUGGAUUCAAUCCAAUAUGUUCAAUCGUACAGCCAUAUAUAGAUUAGAUCUAUAUCAUUUAAAUGGCUCGAUUCGAUCUGGUAGUAGUAAUAGUAAUGCAUUGCGAUCAAAAAUUGAACUCAUCUAUCAAAGUGAUUCGUGGAUCUCAACAUUCGCUAUCAAUUAUCUAAAUUAUAGGCUACUAUUUCCAAUGACCCAUACGGCUUCCAUUCAUUCUUUAACGAUCGAUGGUAAUGAUGAGACAACAAUUCGUGAUAAUGCCGUUAUUGCCGGUGCUAAUCGUAUGGAUAUUAGUCCAUUCGCUGGUAUGGAUAAUAUGGUCAUCUAUAAUCAACGAUUAUAUUUUAGUCGAGCAGAAAAUAUUACUUGGGAAGAAUAUCAUAUGGAUGAACAAAUGUAUUAUCAUAAUACCUAUACUACUGAAUCACAAUUAAUAUCAUUAGCUAUUAUGGAUCAACAAAGUCAACCGAUUCCAGUGCCUUUAACACCUGUUGAAGCUGUGGAAGCAGUAUUUCUUGAUACAUCUGCAAGAAUUAGUUGGCAAAAACCAGCAUUAUUUGGUACAAGUGGACGUGGUGCAUGGCAACAAUGGCGAUAUGAAGUAGCUAUUCAAGAAUCAGAUAAUCCACAAGUGGUUCACACAGCAAAAGUUAAUAAUAUAACACAAUGUGAUGCUGUUGAAUUACAACCAGAUACUGGAUAUGAAAUACGUGUACGGGCAUUUACAUCGGCUGGAAAUGGUGCAUGGUCAAAUAAAUUUGUUGGACGUACAUUACCAUCAAUGGAAUCGAUGACAAAUAGACCAUAUGCUUUGAUUGCAACUAAAGAUCGUUUAUUAAUACGUACUGAAUUGGAUGGUAAAUUCAAACAACAAUUAUUGCCUAAAUCAAAAUUGGAUACAUUAGGUGUUAACAAUAUUACUGGUGUUCAUGUCUAUAAAGAUUCUGUUGUUCUAAACACUGAUCAACAUAUUUUGCAUUAUGGAAGUCUUACUGUUGAACAUUCAAGUCUAAAUGUUGUUGUCAACAAAAGUAAUGCACAUUCAAUUGCUGUUGAAUGGAUGGCACCAAAAAUUUAUUGGUCAAAUCCAUUAGAACGAAUGAUUUGUCGCUGUAAUAUGGAUGGAUCUCAGAUUGAAAUAUUGCCGAUAAUAAGCUAUGCACAAGAGCUAGCAAUCGAUUCGAUCAAUGGAUUUUUGUAUUGGUCAACAUCAUCCAGUCUUCGUAUAGCUCGAUUAAAUGGAAUGAAAAAUUCGCAACGAUUAUUGCUUCGUACACAGCAGAUAAAAAGUUUUUCAAUCGAUCAAAAAAAUGGUAAAUUAUAUUGGACUACAGUUCGAUCAUUGGAUAGUGCUGAAACAGUUGAAAGUGAUGAAAAUAUUCUGGAUCAAGAUGAAAACAUUGUGAUGGUUUUAAAUCAAAUUGAUUUAUUCGAAACGUUGGAUCAAAUACAUGAGAUUGAUUCGGAUUCUAAUCGAAUACAUUCAAUUCGAUUAGCACGACGACAAUCGAAUAAUUUAAUCGGACCAAUAUCUUCAUUUGCUAGAAGAUUUUGGUGGCUGAAUAUUGAACAAAAUCGAAUGGUUGUUAGUGAUGAUCAUGGACAAACAUUUGCCACUAUACGUCAGAUUAAUGGUGAGAUUAGUACAUUUCAAAUUGUUACCGAAAAUGAUCAUCAUCAUCAAGAUCGUCGUUAUGAAAUUGUUGUUGUACCAAAACCAGUGGAUGAAAAUUCGAUAAAAAUUCAAGGAACAUGGGAAAAUUUUACCAUUAAAUGGGAUCCAGUAACAAACAUAAAUUAUGGUCAAGUAUUUUAUGAUUUGUCAUUAGAAAAUGAUAAUGUUAAAGUCAUUUCAAAACAAUCAAAAACUGCUAAUAACAAUUUGAAUCAUUUUAUUCUGAAUCAAACUGAAUUCAUAUUACCAGAACAUUUGAAACCAUCAAAACCGUAUGCAAAAAUUCGUAUCGCUUUACGUUCAUUCACUUAUUGGGCAUCAAGUAGACAAGUGGUUGUAACAUUGCAUACACCUUCAUCGAUACCAUCGAAACCACGUUCAGUACGUGUUUUUACCUAUGUAAUGAAUGAUAGUGAUAAAUUAAAUCCUAAACGAACAAAACAAGAAAAACGUUUUGCAGCUGAAGCACGAUGGUUAGAACCAGAAAAUCCAAAUGGUCUAAUUCAAAGCUAUACAAUAUCAUUAUGGACAAUGGAUACACGUAAUGUGACAAAAGUAACAUCGAUUAUUAACAAAGUAAUAUCCAAUCAAUUAUGGUAUAGACUUGAAGAUUUAAAAUCAAAUGCAACAUAUUAUUUUGAAGUACGAGCCACUACGGAUGUAGGUGAAGGACCACCAUCACAAGUUAUACAAUUUAAAACAUAUCGAUCUGAACCACCGAUGAGAUUAUUAUUAGCUGAACGUGAUUCUAUAUAUGAAGCCGAUAUGGAUCUUAAACAAAUUAUUCGACCAGUAAUCAAAUCAUUAUCACCAUCAUUGAUGGAUUAUAAUUUUGCUGAAAAUCGAUUAUAUUUUGUUGAAGAUGGAAAUUUUCUUAAAUGUAGCAAACUCAUAAACGGCAAUGAUAAUGUUGAUGAUGAUGAUGAUGAUGAUGAUGAUGAAAUUGUACGGCCAUUAAGAUCAUCGAAUCAAGUACAAAGUGGUCAAAGUGGCAACUAUACAAUAUUGGCACAUUUUUCACAAUCAAUCACAUCGAUCACAAUGGAUUGGCUUGGUAGACGUUUAUACAUAUCGACUGUUGAUUUUUUCCGCAAUCAUACCACAAUCUGGUGUUAUGUAGAAGAAACACAAUCAACACGUGUUGUAUUGACCAUAACAGGUUAUCAUAUAAACACAAUGCGCAUUGAUCCUUAUCGAUCUAUGUUAAUAUGGACACAACAACCAAUAGCAUCGAAAAUUUCGGGCAGAUUAAAUCAUGAAUCCUUAUCCUAUAUGAUUACUGCUCAUCGUUGUCGAUUGGCUAUAAAUGGCAGUGUUUGUGAUGAACAACUGAAUUACUUUCAAUCACCAAGCCGUGAUCGUCUAUGUAACUGUACACAUAGACCAAACAUAUCCGGUGCAUUUCAGCUAAUUCAUAGUUUAGAUCAAUCAACAAUGAAUGGUCAACGAAUGAUUUAUUUUGACCGUAAUGGACAAACAUUCGUAGAGAGCAUUGAUGGAUGUUAUUGUCGACGAAUAACAUCAUUUGUUGAAACGACAAAUUCUCCAGUAGCAAUCGAAUUGGAUCCAAUUUUAUCGAAGUUAUAUUGGAAAAAUGAUUCAUUCAAUGGUUUCAUUUAUAGUACAGAAUUAGAUCUGGAACAUGAUUCAGAUUUUCGUCAACCAAUCAAAAUGAUUAAUAUGGCUAAACCGAUACGUAAUAUGAUUCAAUUAUCUCGGCAACCAUAUCCAUAUAGUUUGGAAUGUUUAAUUCCACCAUCAAAUAUUCAUCUCGAUAUGAGAAUGCUUAAACAUACUUCUACUUCAUUGACAUUACAAAUAGAUUUAGAUCGUAUGACUUCUAAUGACAUACGAUCCAGUAACAAUUGUCCAUCACCAAUUAUGUCUAAUCAUCAUGAAUCAAUAGAUUGGCAGCCAAGUUUAGCUUCAAUUAGAUUUAGAAUUCGAUAUGGAAUAAAUUGCACUGAUCAAUGUACAACUAUUGAUACUUUUAAUCAAACUAUUACCAUUGAUAAUUUGGAACCAUUCAGUAAUUACAGCUUCACUGUUGAAAUGGAUAAUUUUUAUCUAGAAUUAAUUCGUAAUCGUAGCCAACAUCAAUUGGAAUUGGCAUACAAUGCAAGUCUUAUUAUACCGCCAAUAUUAAAACGUAUCGAUUAUUCGGAUUCAAUUUAUCGGCCAUAUCUUUAUUGGGAUGGAUUCAUAUUCACAACUUCAGAAUCACGUCCAGCACCAGCACGAAAUGUACAUGCAAUUGUCGAAAGUCCUGAACGAAUUCUUGUUAUAUGGGAUCGUCCUGAACGAUUAAAUGCCAAACAAGUUGUCUAUGAAGUUCGUUGUCAUUCUCAUAAUGAUAGUUUUGAUCUACAAUCAUGGAGAUUAGAUGAUAAACUUGGUGGCCAUCAUCAAUUUUCAAAUGGAUCAUAUUGGAUUCAUAUGGAUAAAAUAAAACCAGAUACCAUCUACAAUAUAACUGUUCGGGUUUAUGCUGUAGAAAAGAAUAAACAAAGUAAAGAUUUCUAUGUUGAUAAUCAUCAAUUUCAAGAUUCUGUACCAAUAACAAUUCGAUCAUUUUCAUCACCUUCUGAAUUACAAUUAAAAUAUUUGUCUGCUAGACAAAUUGAUUUGGAAUGGCAAGCACCAUCCGGUGAAUCGGUGAUUGAAUCACAUGAAAUUUGGUACAAUUCAGAAUCGGAUAUCGAUGAAAACAAACACAUUGAUCAACAUUUGAAUGAUGAAAAAAUUAAUUGGACUAAAUUUGCUAGUGAUCAUACACAACCGGAACAAAAAUAUCAAUAUCAAUUUAAAAAUUUGAAACCAUAUCAAUGGUAUAAAUUUCGAUUAGAAUUGAUUUAUCGACCAUCACGUUUACGAUAUGAAUGGCCAAGACCAUCAAAAAUUUUUCAUAUACGAACCAAUAUGACUGUUCCUGAUGGACCGGAAAAUUUGGAAAUACAAAAUGUUCAUUCGAAAAAUAAAGAUAGCAAAGAAAUUGUUGAAACAACAAAUAAUAAUGGAAUGAAUAUCUAUAAAAUGAUUUGGAAAUCUGUACGUUCGAAUUCAAAUUCACCAGUUUAUUAUCAACUAUAUAGAUGGCAAAUAUCAUCACAAGAUAAUAAUAAUCUAAUUGAUCAUAGAAUUAAUUCAUCAUUGCAAAAUCAAAUUGUCACUAAUCAACCACAACAACAACAACAACAACAUUCAUGGACACUUGUUUACAAUGGUACCGAUAAUUAUUGGAUUAUAUCUGGAUUACAAACAGGUCAACAAUAUCAUUUUCGAUUAUAUGCUUCAAACCAAUUGGGUGUUAAUCAACGUGAAUGGGCACAAACAAUACGACCAUUUUGGCUUGGUCAACCGGCUGAUAUUGAUGGUGAUAUUAAUAGUUUGAUUACAUAUCAGACAUCAUUUGGUCAUGGUGAAUCACAUUUAUUCAUUAUAAUGUUUGCUAUAUUCUGUGCCAUAGCUGUUUGUUUGGUUAUUUUUUCAGUUUGUUCAUUAAGAUUUUAUAAAUUGAAUACAAAAGAUGUUGAUUCAAAUAAUCAAUCAAUAAUAUCAUCAUCGACAAAUAGUCAUCAAAUAGAAUUGAUACCAUGGCAACAGCGGCCACAUCCACAUUUACCGAAUGCAUUAUAUGUUAAUAGUAGUGUACAGGAUAUUGAUUUAACCGAUAUCGAAGUUUUUGAUUAUCAAACCAUUACAUUGAUCAAAUCAUUGGGUAAAGGAGCAUUCGGUGAAGUACAUGAAGCAAUUCUACAUAAAACUGAACAACGUGUUGCAGUAAAAGUAUUGAAUAAAAAUUCAACAAAAGAUGAAGAUCAAUGUAAUUUUCUUAAAGAAGCUAAAUUCAUGUCCAAAUUUAAACAUCCACAUAUUCUACAAUUGUUGGGUGUUUGUCUCAAUCAUCAUUCAUCAUCGAUUGUUAUUGUAUUGGAAUUAAUGGAAGCUGGUGAUCUUUUAAAAUAUUUACGAUCAAAUCGACCUGGCAGUAAUAAUCAUUCGAAUAAACAACCAUCAACAUCAAUAUCAAGCAGUCCAUUGACUAUUGAUGAUCUAAUGUCAAUCUGUAUUGAUGUAGCUAAAGGUUGUGAAUAUUUGGAACAGAAACAAUUUGUACAUCGUGAUUUAGCAGCAAGAAAUUGUCUUGUAUCAAGUGCUGAUCGUGAAAAACGUGUUGUAAAAAUUGCCGAUUUUGGUCUAACAAGAGGUUUAUAUCAACAAAAUUAUUAUCGAAAAGAAGGUGGAUUAAUGCCAGUACGAUGGAUGUCACCGGAAUCAUUAUCGGAUGGUGUUUUUACCACACAAAGUGAUGUAUGGUCAUACAGUGUUAUCAUGUAUGAAGUGAUGACACUUGGUCAACAACCAUAUCAAGCAUAUUCAAAUAAAGAAGUAUUGGAAUUUGUUAAAUCAGGUGGUAUAUUAGAACGACCAUCGUUUUGUUCACCACAAAUGUAUUCAUUAAUGAAACAAUGUUGGAAUUAUGAAAAAGAAUUACGACCAUCUUUUGCCAUGAUAUUGAAACAUUUACAACAAUUACGGCAAACAUUAAGAAUUGAAUUUGAACAAUUGAUACAACAACAGCAACAUGCAAUGAAACAAAGAAAUCGUUUAACAACGGUGCAUAAUCAAAAUUAUCAACCAAUUAUUGAUUCAAUAAUAAUACCGAAUAGUGGAAUCAAUCCAUUUCAUCAUCAUCAAUUGGAUUUAGCAGCCUAUUGUAAUGGUCAUGUUGGUUUGAAGCAACAACAACAACAGCAGCAGCAACACCCAAUUAUUCAUCAACCAUCAUCAUCAUCAUCAUCAUCAUCAAUAGAAAGAACUGAUCCAUUAUUAUAUAGUACAAUAGGUGCAACAACAACAUCAACAGGAUAUAUUGCAACAACCAGCAAUACAACAUUGACAACACUUGAUGAUCAUAAUUCAAUGAUUGAUGAUUUAAUUCCAAUAUCAACAUCAUCAUCAACAAUGACAACAAUAACUGCUAAUAAUAAUAAUGAUGGCCUAACACGGAUAUUAUCAAUGUCUCCAACAUUAGUGUUGGAUCCACUGCCGCAAACUGCAAAACAACUGGCUAAUUUAUCGAAUAAUAAUUUUCAUAUACGAUCAACAUCAGAUAAUUAUCCAAAUAUCAAUAAGCCAAUCAUUAUGGCCAAUCAUUCUAAUCAUAAUCAUCAUCAUCAUUAUCAUCAUGAACGUAUACCAUCAAUACCAUUGACAGGAACAACUGCAUCAACAAUCUAUCUAAAAAUGGCCAAAGAAUCUAAUAAUAAAAAUCAAAAUUCUUUCCAAAUGUUUAAUGGUGGUAAUAAUCAUCAUCAUCAAUCAGAAUUGAUGGAUCAACAAGUUGAUCUUGAUGGCUACCAAUUACCUAAUAGAUGAAUCUAUUGAUCAAAAUAUUCUUUAUUGUAAUUAGUUUUUAAUUAAUAAAAAAAAAAUUGGAA